GCAAGAGGCAGCGAGGGGAGGCAAGGGAGACAACAAGCCGAGCGCACGGGAGCACAGGCGCUUUUCACCAGCUCUGGAGCCACUUUACGCACGAGUUUGGGGUUUGGGAGACACGUUUGGAGCGUGGACAAAGCGAGAGCUGCCUGCACCGACACAUCUGGAGGAGGGCAAGGCGAGCCGGGAGGAAGAAGUUUCGAGGCGCGGAGAAAAGUUUGGUUCUGCGCUGAUUUCUGUGGGAUUAUAAGAGCGAGAGUUUGCACCGAGCAGCGGGCAGGGGUUCGCGCGAAGAGGCCGCUGUGGUGGAGGAAUCUGGGUCUGGGAAAGGCUCCGAGGGUGAAGUGUCCACCUGGAGCGGCCAGAGAAUGAAUUAGCCCCGGACCCGACGCAGCGCGCUCAGCCUCAGAUAAGGCUCCAUUUUUGGUCCCUCCAGCUCCUCCUCCUCCGAGCAGCCCUGAGCCCAUGGACGAGGAGAGAGGAGCGGCUCCCACCUCCCCAGAACCGCCCGACCAUGGGGGGACCUCCAGCACUACCAGUACUACUACUACUACUACUACAACUACUUCAAAUACGACAACUACUACCACAGGCGCAACGCAUACAAACCAUCAGAGGACUACAGAGACGGCGAACGAAUUUACAGACAUCACGCCCUGUCCAAGUGAAGAUGUGGUCCUGACGUACACAGAGCCGCUCAUCGUCAGGGCCAAUGGUCCUCAGAGGAUCCGGUGUGAAGACAGAGACAGCCUCAUACUCCCCCAUACAGACAUCAGCACGCCCACCCCGACUGUCACGUGUCAACCAAUGGCCCGAUCCACCCCAGUCCACCACACCCAGCCCUGUCGGACUCAACCCAGCAGUGGGCACCUCCGGAACGGCACCAAAGCCCCAUCCCACUGCCCCCACCACACACACCCCUCUCCCCAUCACAACCACCAAACCCACACCCCCCUCACACACUCCUUCCAGGCCAAUGGGGUGCGCAACGGCGGCCCUCACCCCAAACUGGGCUCUCUUCCGCGGGGAGGCUCGUCCACGUCGUCCUCGUCAUCGGCCGGUCCCAGACACUCCUCCAGGAAGCUCCAAUCCAACCCCUCCAUCACGUCCCAGAGCAGCAAGAGGAGCAAGAGCAGUUCCAAGAGUAACAGCUCGCAGAUCCCCACAGAAGCCCAGGACGACUGCUGCGUCCACUGCAUCCUGGCCUGUCUGUUCUGCGAGUUCUUGACGCUGUGUAACAUCGUGUUGGACUGCGCCACCUGCGGGUCGUGUGCGGGGGACGACUCUUGCUUCUGCUGCUGCUGCGCCUCAGAGGAGUGUGGAGACUGUGACCUCCCCUGUGACAUGGACUGUGGGAUCAUCGACGCCUGCUGCGAGUCGGCCGACUGUCUCGAGAUAUGCAUGGAGUGUUGUAGUCUCUGCUUCUCCUCCUGAGGACUGCCGGGGUCAAAGUUCGCAACUGAGCUAUCGGGAUUAACGUGAACCAAAGUGUAUCGAAGAUGCGGAAGUCUUGCUGUUCAAGCCCAGUUAAUGCCGAGUUUACAGAAGCGAUGGUUUUGAGAGAUCGUCGUCUGAGGCCAAGCAAGCUUCACGGAAAAGUUGGAAGUUUUAUUCUGUAUUGACUGAGGGAUUGGGAUUAACUUGGACAAGUCUGGAAUCAAAAGACGCAAAAAUGCAAGUCUUCUAGUUCAGUUUUCCAUCAUCAAAAGGCAUAUGUUACCCAACCAAACAUACUUGAUUGAUAAAGUCUUAACUGUUUGAUCAAGAUAGGUUGGACCGGUCUAGAAUAGAAGUGUGUUGAAAAAUGUCUUGUGAGUCAAGCCCAGAUAAUGCCAAGUUUACAGAAGCAAUGGUUUUGAGAGAUCUCCAUCUGAGGCCAAGCAACCUUCAUGGAAAAAGAACUUUCAUUUAGUAUUGACUGAGGGAUUAACUUGGAUGAGUGUGGAAUCAAAAGACGUCAAAAAUGCAAGUCUUCUAGUUCAGUUUUCCAUCAUCUGGCUUCUCCACCAAAGUCUUAACUGUGUGAUCAAGAUAAGUUGGACCAGUCUAGAAUCAAAGUAUGUUGAGCCCAGAUGAUGCCAAGUUUACCGAAGCAAUAGUUUUGGGAGUUCUCUACCUGAGACCAAGCUAGCUUCAUGGAAAAAAAAACUGGAUUGGGAUUCAUUUGGACCAAUAUGGCACGAAAUCAUGACAAAGUUCAAUACGCCAUGUUAAAAGGGGCUGUUGUAAACCCAUGUGUCCAACUUACCCAGCAACAAGCAUUUGUCAGCUAUUAGGAACUUCAACUGCUCACCAAGCCUUCCAAAGCCUCAACAAGCCUAUACACAAUCGCAACAACACCCCAAUAACCAAGAUUUGCUCACACAUGUAGACAUCAACGUUUGACGCUUGGGAAAUUUGGGGUUGGGCCAUGUCUUAAAAGCCUGGACUAUUUACACAACAUUAUUACUAGACAAGUUAUUUUUGCAGUGAAGUGAAUCAAUGCAUUACAAAAACAAGACUUUCUGUAGUGACUAUGGACAUUUCUACACAGCCUGGUUGCAACUUGCACUCUUUUUCUUAAGUUCACAAGUAUUUACGGGGUUUAUGAAAUGCCCUCAACAAUAUAAAGAACUGUGACUGCGCGAGGUCGAACUUACUGCAAUGCUUUCAAUGCAAUUUAGGAACAGAACUCGUGCCUACCUUCGUUUUGCUGUUUUGGUCUUCACAGCACAGCCUUUUUUUGCACUCCAAGCCUACACCGAAUAAGCAGCAAGAAGCCAUAUCUCGACAACAAGCAUUUGACUAAUUUUCAGCUCAAAAUUUCCUAAAAUCCAUACUUGAGUCCUGUAGACAAGUUAUUUUUUGUAAGAAUAAACCCACUUCAUGACCAAAGUAGCCAAGAAUGGUAACUUUAUUGACAAAACCAAAUUUGAAAUACGUUCUACAGUUUCAUACAACAAAAUGGCGUUUCUAUUCAAAAACGUCCAAAAUCCCAAAAACCUGAAUUUCGAUGUGAUCAGCUUUCGAGUUCUGGGGUUAUUUUUGUAUCGUGAUUGACAACUGAAAACAAAAUUUGAAAUACAAUCUAGAGUUUCGCGUUUUGGACAACAUGGCUUCCCCUGUCAAUGUUAAAACUACAAACUCUUUCACCUUACAUCCAAAGCAGCAAGGAGAAAAACUGACACAUUUUAAAUCAAAACAUCGCCAUAAAACCUUCUAUUAUAGAGAAUCUUUUUGUGCCUUUUUGACUGACUGGAACUAUUUGGAGCGUUCAAAUUGACCUCUAAAGGCAAAUGAGAAAAUUGGCUCCUUUUAACUGGAUUUAGAUAAGAGCAAAGACCUAUAAUGGAAAAAUGGUUUCUUAGAUCUUGGUUUAGUCUCCACAAGGUUAUUUCCAUUCACUGCAGUAGCUUUUGGGACGAUGGUGAAUUGGCCACUGCCUUCUUAAUGUCCUUGUUUGCAACCUACAGAAAAUAGGAACGUACUGGAGGCUUGUUGCAAUAGAAGAGACAGAAAAAGACACAACUCAAAGACGAUCUUGCAAUGGAUUCCUUGAUACUGGAUCAUAGACUUUGCGAAAAUGGGAACUAAGGACUUUAAAAUUAGUUUGUUUUUUGUGGAAUUUCUGUGCCUUCUUCUCGUGUUUUAAUUUGCUCUACACUGCAAAAAAGAUUGUCUGCAUGAGUUGAAAUUACUGUGAUCCCAAAUGUUUAUCUUGAGUCAUUUUGACAAGCGUAGAUUUAUGUAUUAUUAAUGUAUUCCAGAUUGUGUCACUGUUUCAUUCUGGUUCCAAUAUUUGUUUUUCUAAUUUUAAGCGAAAUAAUUUGCCGUUGAAGAUUCAUUUAAGAAGUUAUCUUGACGUGUUAAAAGCUCUGGAGCUGCGUUUUACCGUCUUAAAAACGUGAAAAUCUGAUCUAGUUCAUUUUUAAACGAUUUGCAAUGGUCCAAAGUUCUUCCUCACUGACCUUGUGAAUUCAGAGCAUCCUAAAUAUUCACCACGAUGAGUUUAUAAGCAUUUUCACAACUUUCAGAAACCAGAGAGGAGUUAAGCCGAAACAGUAAAGCUAACAACAACUAGCAUGCUAAGCACACACUUCCCACAAUUUUGCUUAGGUCAUGUAUUAUUAAUGUUUUCCAGAUUCUAUGACUAUUUCAUUCUGGUUUCAAUAUUUGUUUUUCUAAUUUUAAGCGAUAUCUUUUGCCAUUGAAGUAAAAAACUAAACAAAACACACUCUUAAGAAGUUAGCUUGAUACGUUAAAAGCGCUGUACCUGCGUUUUACCGUCUUAAAAACAUAGAAAACUAAUCUAGUUCAUUUUAAACGAUUUGCAAUGGUCCAAACUUAUCUUAUCUUGUGAAUUCAGAGCAUCCUAAGUAUUCACCAUGAUGAGUUUAUAAGCAUUUUUCACAACGUUCAGAAACCAGAGCGCAGUUUUGCCGUCCCUGUAAAGCUAACAACAACUAGCAUGCUAAACGCGCACUUCACACAGUUUUGCUCAAAUAUAUGGAACAAAUUUGGUACAAAAUCUACUUUCGCGUUGAUAAAUUUACCCCAAAAUGAAAAAAUACAUAACUGAAAUGCAUAAACUAUUGAAACCCCAUCCAAAGUCACUUUAACUCAUGCAGAUACUCCUUUUUGCAGUGAAAGCGUCUAGAUUUCUUGUUCAAUAAAAACCUGUAUUAAUCCUUGUUUUGUAGAUUUUAGUUAAAGAUAUUUUGCAUUCCUUCCGACCAAUGUGAAAAACUCCUAUAUCUUAUGUGUUAUCAGGUCGCCGUCUCCUGGAAAACUAAUUUAAUUCAACAGAAAAUCUCACAAUGUUAUGCACACAUCGUUCUAUAUGCGUCUUGUAUAAAUGGUACGUUUUUGAUAACAGAAAUUUCAUAUGCCCGGACGCAUACACUAGCCACAUAUUCAAUACCUCCCAUGCAGUGCCUUCCAGAUCUGUUGCGCAUUUAAAAUAAGUUGAUACCAAUCUGGUAGGGACCAAUAAUAAGAAACAGUAUUAUUUGUGCAAUCAUAUUUUUCAUGGAAAUACCAAAGAGUUUGACUACAGCUAAGUUUUCUAUAGCCUGUAAUUACUUUGUCCAUGCAGCAGUGGUUUUACAUAAAGCCCUUUUAUGGGAAAUUGAACACUGUUUAAUAUAAAUAUACAAUAAGGCAAGGUUCUUUCAAAGGAAAAAUAGUAUGGACUGACAAUUUCAAUACGUGUGAAGGGUCUGUGGCUCAAACUCCAAGUAGAAAUCACAGCAGUAGUGAGUUUUUUUACUGCCAAAGAAACAUUGUUUACAUCUGUUUUUUUUACUAUGCACACUUAAAUAAAUAGUGGUAGGUUGUUUCUAUAUUACACCAAAUGGUCACAUGACUCUUGCGAGGUUUUAGCCGUGUUAAAAUGCCCCUCCCUCCUCAAAAACAUACCGCGAGUUGUGUUUUGUUUCACUCACACAUGUUUAAGUAAUCCUGGUUUAUUAGUCUGUUUACAUCGCCAAAGUUCAAAAUGGUCUGUUCCACCUUGUGAUGUCAUUAAGUGGUAGUUUUAAAGUCAACAGCAAUCUUUUACCUCUUGUUUCAUAGAGAUGGGAAUUUCCAAGGUUGAAAUGAUCCAAAUGAUUCUAGUGAAGGUAUGUGGAGUUUAAAAACACAGUGGAGCACUUCCUGACAUCACAAGAUGGAACAGAGUGUUUUCAGCUUGAAAGAAGAACUCAGUGUAAAAUAUGCAGGGUUUGUGUGUUAAACAUGUGUGAAUGAGACAAAACACAACACUGGGUAUGUUUUUGAUGAGGAAACAACAUUAUAACAUAGAUCAGAUCAGAAAUAGAGCAAUAUGGGCCCUUUAAUCUUAUUUGUCCUUAUGUUCCCAUAUAGGAUAAUUAUGGCCCCUUAGCCAGCGUCUUUGUGCAAAUUCUUUAGUUUAGUUAGUUGUAUUAUUUCUUAUUUUGAUGAGAAAACUGAGAAUGGUUUGCAAACAUCAAUACUAUCGGAGUUCAAGUUUACAAUCACCCAUUUGAUCUUUCUUUGCAAUGCUAUAAUUCCAAAUAUGAAAUAGUUAUUGGCUCUAUCCACAGACAAUAGCCUACACUUUGGUUUGGUCCAAGUACUUUUGAUUUUUAAUGCUAAUUCAUGCUAAUACAGUUUGCCUGAUUUACCGAACAAAAUGCACAGUUAAUGUUUACAAUAAGUGAAAGGAUCCUGUUGCCAUUCAAACUCAGAUUAGGUUUUUUUUUAUUAUAAUUUUGAAUAGAUGUUUAACUUACAUCUCAAGUCGUCAUUCUGAAACUUGGAGAACCAGAUGAACGUCAGAUUUAACCCUAUAGUGUUGACUGAUUGAGUGAUCGGGGCAGUAUUUGAGUAUUUUUAAUCUUCCAUGAUAACUUGACUUAAACCAAACCUUAUGGAUGUUUUGUUAUAUCUGCACAGCCUUGUUAUGUCAACUCAGGUUCUCUUCCUGUCAGAAAAACAGGACCCAACCCAAAUACAUAUACCUUUAUGUGCCCAGAGGACAAUCAUGUUUAUCGUUUUAGUGAUGUUACCCAUUAUAUUUCUCAAACCAAAGAGUAUGUAAAACUGUCAUUGUUUCUGCGUAUCAAUAAGAUUAUGUUUACUGACUCUGUAGUUGGCUCUAUGCACAACAGCGCCCUCUAUCUCACUGUUAGCGUCACUACUUCCUGUCCAAACUGUAUCUCUGUAAGGUUCUUGACAAGUCAUGCUAAAAUUAAUAAAUAUUUAAAGAUCAGACAGUGGACAUGGAGCUGUGCAUGGAUGUCACUGACAACAUGUUCAACACAACACCAAUAAAAUACUUCACCUGUUUGUCUCAAUGCUAACGCCACUGCUAACUUUGAGGCAUAAUAAAUAUUAAAACACCACAAACUGAAGUAUUCUACAUUUUAAAAGACAAUUGAAUAGUCUUUAUUUAGUUUUAUUUGAAUUUGAAUAGGUUAUUUGCUUUAUAUUUUAUAAUUUUAAUAAAGGUUAAUGUAAACUUUGAGACACAGCGAGCUAGCUAGCGUGCUACUGUGCGCAGAGCCAAUAUUAAGCAUCUCAAAGUUGGACCAAAAAUGUCUCUAUGUAUUCUUAUGUGUUAUGUCACAAAUGUUUGUUAACUUUAUUCAAUUUGGACAUGUUUUACACUGCAAAAACCUGUUAAAAUGUGUGUGUGCUUAUCUGAGUAAUUGAGUAGUUUUGACUUGAUUUAGUUACAUACAUAGGACUACUUUUUUAUUUUUAUUUUUUAUUUUGCUUUGGAUCAGAUCAUUUCAAAGACAAAACACUCAUCAACACCCAUUAUUUAAAGCCAACAUUUACUUUUGUGUUGUUUUUAAGAAUUAUCUGCUUGCGAAACUUGAAAUAACCCUAAAAUGCUAAAUAAACCCCAAUUAAAUCAAUUGCAUUACAUACAAUUAAGUCAAAAUUACUCAAAACAAGGUUCAUAGGUUCAUAUUCAAAUUUCAAAUCAUUGUAAUUCAUUCAAGUAUUUCUUCCUCUUUCCCUUUUUUUGCAGUGUGUAUAACCUUAUUUAAAGUUGGACGUGUUUUAGGGCUGGCCACCUGUCCGUAGUUAGCAUUAGCUGUUUUUGUUAGCCUGUAGUCCACUAUAUGUCACUGUGUUUACAUUAGUCUAUGUUAAGUCCAUUUGAAUCGCUGAAUCGUGGAAGUGGCAUUCAGACCCUGUAAAACUGAAUAAACAAUGUGAAAUACAGGCUCGGACUGGGUUUAUGUGACGCUUAUUAAAUGUGGCAUAAAACAACUUUGUACAAAUAUAAAGUCAUAAAAACGUCUGGGUUAAUACAUCAGAUUACAUCAUGUGAAGCUGUGGUUCCCAA
Molecule: messenger RNA, 7795 nt
Organism: Periophthalmus magnuspinnatus
Lineage: Eukaryota; Metazoa; Chordata; Actinopteri; Gobiiformes; Gobiidae
Gene: mdfi
Product: MyoD family inhibitor
Exons: 5
Coding region: 460-1428 (322 amino acids)
Source: RefSeq, a predicted model, not a curated record